AUGAUGAAAUCGACAACUUCAGUCUUUCCACUUGAUUAUCCAACAAAGUCGACAAUAACACCAAUCAGGGAAAGUGGGCAAGGGUUCUUCGAUGACUCGGAUAAACCCCUCACAGGAUUAUCAGGUAAAAACACUACUUUUAACACAGGGACCAAUCCGUAUUCAAAAUCUAUCUGGCGCACAGAACACGACUUUAGGGCCAACGCAGAACAGUUAGCAAGACUGAAGUCCCGAGUAUCCGACGCACGUUAUUCGAAUAAGUGUGAUGUGCUAACGAGAAUGGAGUGUGUACCUUCACCAACGGAACCUCUCCACAUAGAGAAAAUCGAUAACCCGCGACCACCGACACGUCAUGGGAAAGAUUUUCUCGACUCUCUAUUCGAGUUGCUCGCUAAUGAAGAGAAAUAUGCUUAUGUGACGGAUUCACUCAACAUGGUUUACCGCUGGGAGCUUCAUAACAAUAAAAAGUUCAAAAACAAGUUACUUGCUCAAGAUUCUCAAGACGAGAUUGUAGUUUUUGGUAACAUUGACACCAUAACACAAUUGAGCAAAAUUCUAGUCAAAUCGAUCAAAAAAUACGUAUUUGCAUGCUGCAGGUCAGGCACUGUAAGAGAGGACUGGGAAAAUUUUGGCACCUAUCUCAGCGUACCGCAAGAAUUUCGAGACAAUUUCAAUCCGAUUGAAUUUCUCGACUCUCAUUUGAACAAGAUCAAGUCAACAUACUCUGCCUAUUUUUCGAGUCAUCAAAAACAAACUCAAUUAUUGGCCGAUUUAAAGACCAAACAACGACCUUUGUUUUACAAAUGGUACGAAAUUUGCCUUCAAAAAAGUGACCACCUUCGUCUGGAAGAUAUCUUAGAAGCCCCCAUCCACCAUGUUGAUCGCUUUCUCGAAGAUCUGCGGCGGAUGGUCACUCAUGCCAAGAAUUAUCUUACACCGGAAACAUUGCAAGGGCUCAUCUCUUUCACGGAACGCUAUUCGGCGUUUCAAACGGAUUCUUUGGCACUUUUGACGUCCGAGCAGACAAGCUCGCGCCGCGCGCCUUCAAUGCCACCCGAUAUUCAAAACGAGAAACAUCUAACAGUACCAAUUAGCAACGAUUCCUGCAGAUCGAGUGACACACAUUUUUCUCUGUCAUCGAGUCGAUAUUCAGACCACACCAACAUGGAUGUUACUAAUGGUUUUAUCCUAGCUGAAGAAGAAAAUGAAAGGUCGAAGGAGUUUCAUAGUCACUCGGAUAACCCAACCCUCGCAGAAUCCAUUGAUAAAUUCAAACGAGUGGAGCGAUUACUUGACAAGUUGAACAAAGAGCUCAUUAAUUUAGACUUGACCGCCAUUAUUGACAAAAACCUGCGUCAAGCAGAGCAGUGGCGCAACAUAUUUGAAUUCGAACCUGCCAUUCCACUGUUUGCGGUCGAAGACAACGUGGAAUCCAUUUACACAGCCUACAUCAAUAAGAUUCAUCAGCAACGCGAAGAAGUAAUGCUACUUAAGUUAACGAGUCUGCAAACACACGUCGUGGAUCCGCUGCAGCACAUGCGGAAAAUGUGCGAACAUGUCAGCAUCCAAGUAGGGAAUCUCAAAGUACUCAAAAAGGAUUACCUGGCUUCGUUGAUGACCAAGGACAAGCGUGAUAUUAAAACGCAACUCUUGGUCCGGCAUUUUGAAGAACUUCAGACGCAGUUGUUGAAAGAACUGCCAUUCUUUCUUCAGAUUGUAUUCAAACUAGUAGAGCUAUUGCUUCUAGGCUACAACAAGUGCAUGUUGCAUUACAUGGAGUCCUUGUGUGGUGGGAAACGCUUAUUGAAUCGGGAACUAAAGCUGCUUGAAAACGGGGAACGGGAUUCUGGCGAUAAUUUUGAUAUUCUUCAGAUGUUCUCGACUUCUAGAUUUUAUGUCAAGCAAUUGAUCCGCGAAAAUUGGAACUGCAAUGGCAGGGCCAUGGAAAGCCGUGUGGUGCGAAAGUUGUUUGAAUUAUGA
Lachancea lanzarotensis is the source of this 1980-nucleotide messenger RNA. It is a transcript of the gene FUS2, whose product is annotated as LALA0S01e15434g1_1. The record is from RefSeq and is a predicted model, not a curated record. Gene Ontology annotation, molecular function: guanyl-nucleotide exchange factor activity. The transcript has a single exon. The coding region runs from base 1 to 1980 and encodes 659 amino acids. NCBI's taxonomy places the organism in Eukaryota, Fungi, Ascomycota, Saccharomycetes, Saccharomycetales, Saccharomycetaceae.